This is a messenger RNA of Suillus subaureus, 204 nucleotides long. RefSeq lists its product as uncharacterized. The coding region runs from base 1 to 204 and encodes 67 amino acids. The transcript has 2 exons. The record is from RefSeq and is a predicted model, not a curated record. NCBI's taxonomy places the organism in Eukaryota, Fungi, Basidiomycota, Agaricomycetes, Boletales, Suillaceae.
AUGGUGGACUGGACGGAUCCCGGUGUCAUCUCGAAAUACAGUAGUAUUUUAGAACAAACUAAUUUCAUAUGCCUUGGUUUGUACAUGUGGGAGUACGCAAGAUCAUGGCAAGUUGAACUUGCUUUGAUUUGCAGACGCAUACAGCCUCGAUGGCCUCUGGUGAGUAGCAGCUUGCAUGCUUGUGCAUUGUCACAGAAGUGCUAA